This is a messenger RNA of Purpureocillium takamizusanense, 447 nucleotides long. RefSeq lists its product as uncharacterized. Lineage: Eukaryota; Fungi; Ascomycota; Sordariomycetes; Hypocreales; Ophiocordycipitaceae. The transcript has a single exon. Gene Ontology annotation, cellular component: tRNA-intron endonuclease complex. Gene Ontology annotation, biological process: tRNA splicing, via endonucleolytic cleavage and ligation; tRNA-type intron splice site recognition and cleavage. Bases 1 to 447 code for a protein of 148 amino acids. Gene Ontology annotation, molecular function: nucleic acid binding. The record is from RefSeq and is a predicted model, not a curated record.
AUGCCUGAUCAGCAAAUAAGCAACGGAGGCCCGGCGUCGGCAGAAGGUCGCGCCAUCAUGAACGUCACACGAACCGUAAUGAGUAAUCUCGAAGACCAGCAUGACUGGACUCAGGUCAAAAUCCACGACGGUCAGGACUUCCCACGCCCACUCGUUCGGGGACUACCGCCCAAGAGGCUCUACCUACACCCGGACGAUCAAAUUGAGGCGCUUUCUCACGAGCACAAAACCGGCGAGAAACUAUUCCAGGAUCCCGAAUUCGAAUGGGUUCUGCCUGUUCAUCUGACUGAGAAAUGGUCUCUCGCCCGUUUUGCCGCCGUCUUCGACUCGAUCCCUCAAGAGCCCAGCAGAAGAGCAAAGAGAUUCGUAUUGGCCUCGCUCCACAACGACUCUACUGUCGUCUACUAUCUCAUGCAUGAGGGGAUGGUCAAGCCUCGACAGAACUGA